CCCGCAGGCUAGCAGGAACAGCCUGGUAGGGUCCAUCUCGGAUAGACGCGGAUGAUGCCAGAGCUAUGACAGGGAUUGCAGUCUUGGCACUGAGGGGUGAUCAAUUAUGGAACAACUACAGGAGGAAGUACCUGAGGUCAGGGAAGAGGAGGAGGAAAAGGAAGAGGCAGUGAUGGUGGCAAGCGGACCCUCGGACCCAAGUGGAGGACCAGACAGCUCGCUGCCUUCGAGCAGCUACACAGACCUUUCGCAGAGCUCCUCUCCCUCCCUGUCGGACCAACUGCAGAUGGGCUGUGAGGAGGCAGCCUUGGGAGCACUGAACGUGGAGUGCAGGGUCUGCGGAGACAAAGCCUCGGGGUUUCACUACGGUGUGCACGCCUGCGAGGGCUGCAAGGGUUUCUUCCGCCGGACGAUCCGCAUGAAGCUGGAGUACGAGAAGUGCGAGCGGAGCUGCAAGAUUCAGAAGAAGAACAGGAACAAGUGUCAGUACUGCCGCUUCCAGAAAUGCCUCUCACUGGGCAUGUCGCAUAACGCGAUCCGCUUCGGCCGCAUGCCGGAGGCAGAGAAGAGGAAGCUGGUGGCAGGGCUGACGGCAAGUGAGAUCAGCUGCCAGAACCCGCAGGUGGCCGACCUGAAAGCUUUCUCCAAGCACAUCUACAACGCCUACCUGAAAAACUUCAACAUGACCAAAAAGAAGGCGAGAGGUAUCUUGACCGGGAAGGCCAGCAGCACCCCACCUUUUGUGAUCCACGACAUGGAUACCUUGUGGCAGGCAGAAAAGGGGCUGGUCUGGAAACAGCUGGUGAAUGGCAUUCCUCCCUACAAGGAGAUCGGGGUGCACGUCUUCUACCGCUGCCAGUGCACCACGGUGGAGACUGUGCGGGAGCUCACGGAGUUCGCCAAGAGCAUCCCCAGCUUCAUAGGCCUCUACUUGAACGACCAAGUGACUCUGCUGAAGUACGGGGUGCACGAGGCCAUCUUUGCCAUGCUGGCCUCUAUCAUGAACAAGGAUGGGCUGUUGGUGGCCAACGGGAAUGGCUUCGUGACCCGCGAGUUCCUGCGUAGCCUGCGCAAGCCCUUCAACGAGAUCAUGGAGCCCAAAUUCGAGUUUGCUGUGAAAUUCAAUGCGCUGGAGCUGGAUGACAGUGACCUGUCUCUGUUUGUGGCUGCCAUUAUCCUGUGCGGAGACCGUCCUGGCCUGAUGAACGUGAAGCAGGUGGAGGAGAUCCAAGACAACAUCCUGCGAGCGCUGGAGUUUCACCUGCAGUCCAACCAUCCGGAUGCCCAGUACCUCUUCCCCAAGCUGCUGCAGAAGAUGGCCGACCUGCGGCAGCUGGUGACGGAGCACGCCCAGCUGGUGCAGAAGAUCAAGAAGACGGAGACAGAGACAUCUCUGCACCCGCUUCUGCAGGAGAUCUACAAGGACAUGUACUAA
Molecule: messenger RNA, 1435 nt
Organism: Pelecanus crispus (Dalmatian pelican)
Lineage: Eukaryota; Metazoa; Chordata; Aves; Pelecaniformes; Pelecanidae
Gene: PPARD
Product: peroxisome proliferator activated receptor delta
Biological process (GO): positive regulation of transcription by RNA polymerase II; negative regulation of transcription by RNA polymerase II; negative regulation of inflammatory response
Cellular component (GO): nucleus
Molecular function (GO): nuclear receptor activity; DNA-binding transcription repressor activity, RNA polymerase II-specific; zinc ion binding
Source: RefSeq, a predicted model, not a curated record